AUGCACCUCCUUCCAGGAGUCCUGAUCCUCCCCCUCCUCGCCCUCCAGGCAACAGCCUGGUCGCUGACCAUCUACUUCACCGACGGCGGCCACAUCACGAGUUCCGGCCGCCUCAACUCCGGCUGCAAGGCCUACGACCUCCCCGUGCACAACCGCCAGGUCAACCGCGCGUCCUUCAGCGAGAGCACCUUCGCCGACACCUUCGAGCUGUUCAGCGACAAGGACUGCCGGAAUCGCGUGUUCCGGGAGGGGAAGGGCAGCCAUCGCGUGCAGCCGCCGCGGCGGGUCAAGGCUUAUAAGGUCUAUUGA
This is a messenger RNA of Aspergillus japonicus CBS 114.51, 309 nucleotides long. RefSeq lists its product as uncharacterized. NCBI's taxonomy places the organism in Eukaryota, Fungi, Ascomycota, Eurotiomycetes, Eurotiales, Aspergillaceae. The transcript has a single exon. Bases 1 to 309 code for a protein of 102 amino acids. The record is from RefSeq and is a predicted model, not a curated record.